CAUGCCCAGUGCUCACUUCACCUGUGCUAGUUGCUGCACCACGCCACCACAUCCAGACCCCCAAACUCCAGAGCUCAUAUAAGUAACUCACUUGGUGCCUUGCGAAAAUAGAUCACGUAUACUUCGCACCCCACACACCACGCCCUGCUUCGUCCCGCGCAGAAGCUCCUCUCUGCUUCCCUUCCGCGACUUGGACACAGCAGCAAUGAGAUCGGUGCUCGGUCUCUCCCAUUGGUGUUCCUUGCUGCUUCUCCUCUCGCUGGUGACGGCUCCGCGGGGGCUCGAGGUCGGCGAUCUCUUCAGCCAAGGGAAACCACCGGCGGGGAAGCAGGACUGCAGCCGGACAUGCGAGUCCAAGUUUUGCACCGUCCCGCCUGUGCUGAGGUACGGGAAAUACUGCGGAAUCCUCUACAGCGGCUGCCCCGGCGAGAAGCCCUGCGACGCCCUGGACGCCUGCUGCAUGGUCCACGACCACUGCGUCGCCGCCAACAACAAUGACUACCUGAACACCAGGUGCAACGAGAACCUGCUGGGCUGCAUCGACGGGGUGAACCCGGCGGGGCCGACGUUCCCCGGGAAUAAGUGCGGCGUCGGCGAGACGGCGUUCGUCAUAAAGGGUGUCAUCGAGACGGCCGUGCUCGCAGGGAAGAUCCUUCACAAGCGCGACAUCGGGCAGUAGCCAUCUGGCCUGGCCUGGACCCGGAGCGUACUUUAGGAAAUAAUGUGGUAGGCGUGGCGUGACGUGGUGGUGCGGCAAUCGGGCAGUACUGUGCUUUGGACCAGUUUGGUGGUAUGUAUUGCAGACUGGUGCGAAAUGGCAUACAUGGGUUGCAACAUUGUUUCUGUAGUCCAAAGGACACACCGGAACACUCAUUGGUUACUGAUGGACAUAGUCUGAUAUUCCUGCUGUCCCCCGUGUCCAGUAGACCAGUACUUCCUUUGUUUCUAGAAGUACUGCUUUGCUAGACCGUUCUUUAGCCAUGAGUUAAGCCUC
This is a messenger RNA of Triticum dicoccoides, 994 nucleotides long. RefSeq names its product probable phospholipase A2 homolog 2. The coding region runs from base 206 to 679 and encodes 157 amino acids. Gene Ontology annotation, biological process: arachidonate secretion; phospholipid metabolic process. The record is from RefSeq and is a predicted model, not a curated record. The transcript has 4 exons. Gene Ontology annotation, molecular function: A2-type glycerophospholipase activity. Lineage: Eukaryota; Viridiplantae; Streptophyta; Magnoliopsida; Poales; Poaceae.